CGUCGACCAAAGCAGACGAGACCAAGGCCAUCUUACACGAUGUCUCGGGAACGGCUGCGCCCGGGCAGUUUAUCGCAAUCAUGGGCCCAUCGGGCGCUGGCAAGAGCUCGCUUCUCGACGUCAUAUCCGGUCGUGUCACCAGCUUUCACGGCUCGGUCACGGUCAACGGCCAGCCAUGGACACGCGGCGCACGUGCUACGUCAUGCAAGACGACCUCUUCUACCACACGCUAACUGUGAAGGAGCAUUUGCUCUUUCAGGCCCAAUUGCGCAUGGACCCGGACGCAAACCAUGCGGCGCGUGUCGCGGACGUGCUAGCGCUCAUGGGCUUGAGCGACUGCCAAGACUGCUACAUUGGCAACGCGGCGACCCGUGGCAUCUCGGGUGGGGAGCGCAAACGUCUCUCGCUGGCGUCGGAGCUUCUCACCAACCCAUCGAUUCUGUUUGUGGACGAGCCAACGUCGGGUCUUGAUAGCGUCACGGCCGAGUCGGUGGUCCAGGAGCUCCAGCAGCUUGCUGCACGUGGCCACACGGUGCUCGCGACCAUGCACCAGCCGUCGUCGCAGAUCUUUCGCCGCUUCGACGCGCUCUACUUGCUCUCGCACGGCCAGCUCGUGUACGCGGGCCAAGCCGCUGCCGCGGUCGACUACUUUGGCUCGAUCGGCGUGCACUGCCCUGCGUAUAUGAACCCGGCCGACUUUUUCAUGCAAGAAAUCGCGCGCGUCGACCACUUGGCGCAUCUCGUCGCGUCGUGGCGGGCGGUGGCGACGUCCGGUAGCCCAACCCCCACGAACAUGACGGCGCUCGAUGCCCCGAGCCGCCCUGCACCGCACCGUCGCGCAGGACUGUACCAAUGGUCGGUCUUGUGCCGGCGCAAUCUCCGGCGCCUCGUGCGGGACACGGCUGCGUUCAAGGCCCGCCUCGCUCAGAGUGUCGUGCUCGCCCUUCUCUCAGGUCUUAUUUACCGCAAUUUAAGCCUCUCUCAGACCGGCAUCCAGAGCUUUGCGGGCGCGCUCUUCUUUAUCACGCUCAACCAAGGCAUGCUCGCGGCCACGUCCGAGUUUGUGCAAAUCCCGCUCGAGCUGCCGCUACUGCGCCGCGAAGUUAGCGCCGGCUUAUACGCCCCUACAACGUGGUACUUGGCCAAGAACGUGAGCGAGCUCUGGACCCAAGUGCUCUUUCCUCUGCUCUUUGUCGUCCCCGUCUUCUUUCUCAUUGGGUUUGACGCGCACGUCGAGGAGCCGGCUUCCGUGUUGUGGACCAUGUCCCUCUUUUUGUCGCUGGUCACGAGCGCGUGCGUCGGGUUAGGGUACGUGAUCUCGUGCGCCGUGCCCCGGCCCGACGUGGCGCCCAUGGUCGGCAUCGUCGCGCUCAUGCCGCUCGUGCUCUUUGGCGGUCUCCUCGUGAACGCAAACGACACCCCGGGGUACUUUGUCUGGCUUGAGUACCUCUCGCCCAUUCAAUAUGGGUACCGUGGCUUGAACCGCGCGUUUUGGACCGCUGUGCCUCACAUUCCGUGUGCCACGGGGCAGCGCUGCGCUGCGCUCAGUGGCGCCGAUGUACUGGAGAACGCAGCGCUCGAUGGGCACUCGCUGCAGUACGAUGUAGGGCUCUUGCUCGCCAUCAACGUCGGCUUUCGCUGCCUCGGCCUUCUCGCGCUACGACUUUCGUUGCGUAAUCGAAGACACUAGAUCCAUUCACUGCAAAGUCAAUGUACACUUUUCGCGUCACA
Molecule: messenger RNA, 1731 nt
Organism: Saprolegnia diclina VS20
Lineage: Eukaryota; Oomycota; Saprolegniomycetes; Saprolegniales; Saprolegniaceae
Exons: 1
Coding region: 176-1690 (504 amino acids)
Cellular component (GO): membrane
Molecular function (GO): ATP binding; ATP hydrolysis activity; ABC-type transporter activity
Source: RefSeq, a predicted model, not a curated record